UCAGCACCUCUAAAUGAGCUUUGUACUCUAUUCGGAAUAGAAGGUCAUUCUGACAAGUCUUGUAUAACGCUUUUAACACUCGUGCAGUUACGGAGAUCGAGGUUCACCGAGUUCGUUUUCCAUCGCACCACGCCGUCUCUUUCAUCAGCUCGUCGUGUUAUCGUGCAUGAGAGACUCUACAGUAUCAGGAGAUGCUAUGAGGGUCGGCCUACGUCAUCGAGGCAGCCUCCGCGUGCCACAGUAGCGACCAGCCAUUCACUCUCGCGCGUGCGUCUCCGUCAGGUUACUAUGCUACCAUCCUACCUGAGGGCGUCCUUUCUUUCCAAACAGCGGGAUUUGGAGGCUGUGUUCGCAGUGACUAAGUUACACCGGAGUGCUCGCAUUAUGCUGAAGUUUGAAAGUAAUGCCCGAGGAUGCUAAGUCGCCUUGCAAGCCCUCGUUGUGCGAAGGAGCGCGCGUCCUUUGUGCGUUCAUUCAUCAGCUGCUGCCCUGCUGCUUUGUUUUAAAGACAGGCGGCAGUGGUCAGCCGUGUGGAGCUCAGCUGGAGAGAGAGCUGGUCAACAUGAGUCUGCACAGAGCCACCGGAGGAGGACCCCUGGACCACCCCAGGGAGAGACGGCGCUCUGGUGAUCGCUCCAGGGAUUCUUCACAUGAGAGAGGCGAAGGACAGCUGACCCCCUGCAUCAGGAACGUCACCUCCCCCAUACGCCAGCACCUCAGCGACCGUGAACGGGAUUCAGGAUGCUCAUCGCGCUCCACGAGUCCCAGGCCUCAGAAAGCAUGCACUUCCAGCCUGUUCUAUUGUGACCCUCAUGGUAAAACCCACAGCUCUGACAUGAUCUACGUGUGUGAAAACAUCAAGGAGGGCCCUCGCAGUUUGAGGACUGCCGAGAGAGUCACUCUGAUUGUAGACAACACACGUUUUGUGGUCGACCCAUCCAUCUUCACUGCCCAACCCAACACCAUGCUCGGCAGGAUGUUCGGAUCUGGACGGGAACACAACUUCACGCGUCCUAAUGAAAAGGGAGAGUAUGAGGUUGCUGAGGGAAUCAGCUCCACCGUGUUCAGAGCCAUUUUGGAUUACUACAAAUCAGGGAUAAUCCGUUGCCCUGAUGGGAUAUCCGUCCCGGAGCUGAGAGAGGCAUGUGACUACCUUUGCAUCGCCUUCGACUAUAGCACCAUCAAGUGCAGAGACCUCAGUGCACUCAUGCAUGAGCUGUCUAAUGAUGGCGCCCGGCGGCAGUUUGAGUGCUAUCUGGAGGAGAUGGUGCUGCCUCUGAUGGUGGCCAGCGCUCAGAGCGGAGAGAGGGAGUGUCAUGUGGUGGUGCUGACCGACGACGACGUGGUGGACUGGGAUGAGGAGUAUCCGCCGCAGAUGGGAGAGGAAUACUCACAGAUUAUAUAUAGCACAAAACUAUACCGUUUCUUCAAAUACAUUGAGAACCGAGACGUCGCCAAGUCUGUUUUGAAGGAGAGAGGACUGAAGAAGAUUCGAUUAGGCAUUGAAGGUUACCCAACCUACAAAGAGAAAGUAAAGAAGCGGCCCGGUGGGCGUCCUGAGGUCAUUUACAACUACGUCCAGCGGCCCUUCAUCCGCAUGUCCUGGGAGAAAGAGGAAGGCAAAAGCCGACAUGUGGACUUCCAGUGCGUGAAAAGCAAGUCCAUCACCAACCUGGCCGCAGCUGCCGCAGACAUCCCUCAAGACCAGCUGGUGGUGAUGCACCCUGGGCCUCAGGUGGACGAACUAGACAUCCUCCCCAACCACCCUCAGCCCAGCCACCAUUACGAUCCUGAUCCCGACGCCUCGUCCCCGGCCAUCUGAACCUCUCUCACACACACACACACACACACAAUUCAG
Molecule: messenger RNA, 1858 nt
Organism: Cyprinus carpio (common carp)
Lineage: Eukaryota; Metazoa; Chordata; Actinopteri; Cypriniformes; Cyprinidae
Product: BTB/POZ domain-containing protein 10-like
Exons: 9
Coding region: 404-1822 (472 amino acids)
Biological process (GO): positive regulation of phosphorylation
Cellular component (GO): cytoplasm
Molecular function (GO): protein binding
Source: RefSeq, a predicted model, not a curated record